Messenger RNA from Punica granatum (pomegranate), 1700 nucleotides. The record is from RefSeq and is a predicted model, not a curated record. Lineage: Eukaryota; Viridiplantae; Streptophyta; Magnoliopsida; Myrtales; Lythraceae.
CGUAAAUAUCCUCUUCAAAAAACCAAACCCAGAGAGAGAUCGAGAGAGACAAAAGUUACAAAAAGAUGAGUACGGCUUACCAAAAGAAGCUCGCGUUUGUGUUUCUUAUCACCAUUGUCGUUUUCUCUGCGAGUUUCAGUACUUGCUACUGCAGAGAAGGCAGGCACUGGAGACAAAGUAAGACUCACCAGCCAUCUGGGGUCGAGAAGAGUGGGAAAACAGGGCAUUCUCACAGCAGACACCACCACCAGCACUACCGCCGCGUUAGGCCAGGGUGGAAUGGAGAGGACUCCUUGGGGACCUAUGACACUGCUGCCACCCUAAUGGAUAGCAAAGCUGGUUCUACUUCUACCACCUUCAAUGUGUUGGACUAUGGUGCUAAAGGUGACGGGAAGGCAGAUGAUACCAAGGCAUUUCAAGCAGCAUGGGCAGCAGCUUGCAAAGUGGCAGCAUCAACACUUGAAGUCCCCUCUGGGUCCGUAUUUCUCGUCAAGCCCAUCUCUUUCUCGGGCCCUAACUGUGAAGCAGACAUUGUUUUCCAGCUUGAUGGCAAGAUAAUUGCUCCUACAACCUCAUCUGAUUGGGGAUCAGGCCUCCUGCAAUGGAUUGAGUUCACAAAGCUAAAAAAGAUAACCAUCAGAGGGAAGGGUAUCGUCGAUGGACACGGCUCUGUGUGGUGGAAUGACAUGACCGAUGAGGUUACAACAGAGGAAUCAGAUUUAGAAACCUCCAUGGCCGAUAAUUCAACUGCUACUACCAAUGAUACAAUGAGCUCUGAGCUGAGCAAAAUGCCAAGUACCAAACCCACUGCAGUCCGGUUUUACGGUAGUAGUGAUGUAACAGUCACCGGCAUAACUAUACAGAACAGCCAACAGACCCACCUGAAGUUCGACGCCUGUACAAAUGUUCAGGUCUCUGGCAUCACUAUUUCUUCCCCAGGAGACAGCCCCAACACGGAUGGGAUCCACCUGCAGAAUUCCCAGGAUGUGGUCAUUUACAAUGCCGAUCUUGCUUGUGGAGAUGACUGUGUCUCUGUACAAACUGGAUGCUCAAACAUAUACAUACAUGAUGUGAAUUGUGGACCAGGACAUGGCAUAAGUAUUGGCGGCCUUGGGAAAGACAAUACCAAAGCUUGUGUCUCAAACAUCACUGUCCGAGACACCACGAUGCAUGGCACGUUAACUGGGGUCAGAAUAAAGACAUGGCAGGGAGGCUCAGGUUCCGUGCAAAACAUCAUGUUCUCCAACAUCCAAGUUUCAGAGGUUAAGACACCCAUAAUGAUAGAUCAAUACUACUGUGACAAAGCAAAGUGCAAAAAUCAAACAUCUGCCGUGGCACUGUCGGGGAUUAACUACAUGAAUAUAAGGGGAACUUACACAUCACAGCCCGUACACUUUGCAUGCAGUGAUAGUUUGCCUUGCGUUGGGGUGUCCCUAACAACCAUAGAACUGAAAUCUGUUCAAGAAAGCAACCACUUGUAUGGUCCCUUCUGCUGGGAGACCUAUGGAGAGUUGAAAACCUCCACCGACCCACCAAUUGACUGUUUGCAGGAAGGCAAGCCAUCAAGCUUCCCGUCUCAGCUAGAUUCCUGCUGAGUUUAGUACAGGAAUCCAUAUAGAUAUACUCUAGUGCUUAAAUUCCCAUUGUAAACGAGAUAAAGUACAUAUAGAGAUAUCUUCUAUAAAGUGGAACUUUUGGAA